Molecule: messenger RNA, 2924 nt
Organism: Manihot esculenta (cassava)
Lineage: Eukaryota; Viridiplantae; Streptophyta; Magnoliopsida; Malpighiales; Euphorbiaceae
Product: ATP-dependent DNA helicase RecQ
Exons: 20
Coding region: 131-2797 (888 amino acids)
Biological process (GO): DNA replication; double-strand break repair via homologous recombination
Cellular component (GO): nucleus; chromosome; cytoplasm
Molecular function (GO): ATP binding; four-way junction helicase activity; 3'-5' DNA helicase activity
Source: RefSeq, a predicted model, not a curated record
GACCAGUAGAGGAAAAAGAGCGGGAAAUGGUUGUGGUGCAAUGGGGUUCUUGACACUUCUUGUAUCUUUCUCUUGCCUCUGAGACAGAGGCGACACAGAGUUGAAAGGACUCGUCUUUAGCGGAGAAGAAAUGAUAUCCACUCUCAAGAAAUUUUUUGGGUAUUCUGAGUUUCGGCCAUACCAGAAGGAGGUGAUCGAGAAAAUCCUUGAGAGAAGGGACUGUCUGGUUGUCAUGGCCACUGGCAGUGGAAAGUCAUUGUGCUACCAGGUUCCUCCUUUGCUUGUGGAAAAGACUGCCAUAGUCAUAAGCCCUCUAAUAUCUUUGAUGCAAGAUCAGGUGAUGGCUUUGAAAGAAAGGGGAAUCAAAGCUGAAUAUCUUGGAACUGGACAAAGCGAUCAUUCCGUCCAUAUUUUAGCUCAAAGUGGUCAUUUUCAUUUGUUGUUCAUGACUCCAGAAAAGGCAUGCUCGCUUGCUGUCAGCUUCUGGUCAAAAUUGCUGGAGGUGGGUAUUUGUCUGCUUGCCGUUGAUGAGGCACAUUGCAUAUCAGAAUGGGGCCAUGAUUUCAGGGUGGAAUACAAGCAAUUAGACAAGUUACGCAAUAUUCUCGCUAAUGUUCCAUUUGUUGGCUUAACUGCAACUGCUACUCAAAAGGUUAGAACUGAUGUCAUCAAUUCCCUGAGAAUGAAUGAUCCUUAUGUGGCCAUUGGCUCAUUUGACCGAGAAAAUCUCUUCUAUGGUGUCAAGCAUUUCAAUCGUGGUACUCUUUUUGUGAACGAGCUCGUGCAAGAAAUCUCAAAAUUUGCUGGGAAUGGUGGGUCAACUAUUAUUUACUGCACAACAAUAAAAGAUGUUGAACAGAUUUUCGAGUCGCUUCAGGAGGCAGGAAUUAAGGCUGGAAUGUACCAUGGCAAAAUGAGCAGUAAAGCUCGUGAGGAAUCCCACAGGUCAUUUGUAAGAGAUGAACUGAAUGUCAUGGUUGCUACUAUUGCUUUUGGGAUGGGCAUUGAUAAGCCAAACAUAAGGCAAGUGGUACAUUAUGGUUGUCCCAAGAGUCUACAGUCCUAUUACCAGGAAAGUGGACGAUGUGGAAGAGAUGGUAUAGCUUCUGUAUGUUGGCUUUAUUAUACAGGAAGUGACUUUACGAAAGCUGACUUCUAUUGUGGAGAACUGAAAACGGAAAAUCAGCGAAGAGCUGUUGUGGAAUCUUUGAUGAUUGCUCAGAAGUAUUGUGUACUGGCAACUUGCAGAAGAAAGUUCUUGCUUGAUUACUUUGGAGAACAUGUUUCAGCUGACAAUUGUGGAAAUUGUGAUAACUGCAGGGUGUCAAAGAGGGAACGUGACCUGUCAAGGGAAGCGUUUCUUUUGAUGGCUUGUAUUCAGUCAUGCAGGGGUAAAUGGGGACUCAAUAUGCCUAUAGACGUUCUUCGUGGCUCAAAAGCAAAAAGAAUUCUUGAUAUGCAUUUUGACAAGCUUCCACUUCAUGGACUUGGGAAAAGCUACUUGUCAAAUUGGUGGAAAUCAUUGGCUUAUCAAUUGAUCUCCCAUGGUUAUCUGGUGGAGACUAUUGAUGAUAUAUACAAAUUUGUAAGUGUUGGUAAGAAAGGAGAACAAUUUCUUAGCACUGCCAGGCCUGAUUAUCAACCACCACUAGUUUUGCCAUUGACUAGUGAAAUGGUUGAUGGUGACGAACAUCAAAGUGCAACAGGCAGAGUUGGAGAAUUCAAGAAUUUUUUGACUUUGGAAUCUGAAGGUUUUUCAGAGGCUGAGGUACAACUCUAUCACAUGCUUUUGGAAGAGAGGAUUAAGCUUGCAAGAAUCAUCGGGACUGCUCCAUAUGCUGUAUGUGGUGAUCAAACAAUAAAAAGAAUUGCCUUGACAAGGCCAUCAACGAAAGCUAGGUUAGCAAAUAUUGAUGGUGUUAACCAGCAUCUUCUUGUGAGGCAUGGAGAUCAUCUACUUCAAACAGUUAGACAUCUUUCACAAAAAUUAAACCUUUCCUUGGAUGGCGAAGCAUGCGUACAGAGUCUACAGACUGCUAAUGCCCGAAAGAUGCAUCCAAUUACAAUACCGAACCAGCAGAGAAAAUUGUCAUCAGCUAAAUUGGAAGCAUGGAAAAUGUGGCGUGAAGAUGGUCUAUCAAUUCAAAGAAUUGCUAAUUUCCCUGGUAGAUCAGCUUCUAUAAAAGAACAAACUGUCUCUGAAUAUCUUCUGGAUGCUUCCCAAGAAGGUUUUGAGAUUGACUGGAUCAGAUUUUGUCGUGAGAUUGGGCUGACUAGGGAAAUUGUCGUAGAUAUUCAAGGUGCCAUCAGUAAGGUUGGCUCUAGAGACAAGUUGAAACCCAUUAAAAAUGAAUUACCUGAACAUAUAAGUUAUACACACAUCAAGACUUGUCUGCAAAUGGAAAGCUGUGGGACGUCUCUAGAAGCAGUACCACCUAGCCACCUGAGUGUGUCAAACGUUGGUGAGCUUAAGAGACAAGUGUCUGAUAAUAGUAAAGAGACGGCCUUUCUUACCGUCGCAAGGAUGCAAGAAAAGGAGGUACAUCCUGUGCCUGAUGAUCUGUAUUCCCCAGGUAAACGUCAAAAAAUUAAUGGAAAUGAAGAAAGUUCCACUGAUUUAGAGGCAACAGAGGAUUCCAUGUUAAACUGGCUCAAGACGUAUGAAGAAGGGGUUUCGCUGUCUGAUAUCUUGGAACACUUCAAAGGGUCCAAUAGGGAAUCUGUGAUUGAUCUGCUGAGUACCCUUGAAAGUGACUUCAUGAUAUUUAAAAAGAAUGAUCUGUACAGGCUUUUGUGAUGAGAAAUUUCAUUAAAUUUGCUAGGCAUGAUUUUUUUUAUUUUUAGUCCAUACAGAGUUUGAACAACUGAAUUUGGCGUGUAAUCAAAGGGUUAGCAACUGCCAAUGACAUUUUCUCUUACCUGAA